UUGAUUGCUAUGACACAAUCUGUUGACCUUAAACUGAGUUAGUGUGAGUUCAUCAUGACGCUAAAAGUUAAAAAAUUCAAACGUCAAGACUUUGACAAAAUCAAAGAGACAUACAUAUCCAAGGGAAAACUAUUCAGAGAUCCCGAAUUCCCCAUCGAUUACCAACAUUUGGCGGACACGGAUGUUUUCACGUCCUUGGAUGAUACUUCAUCUCCCAAUAUAGAAUGGCUUCGGCCAAAGGCAAUAUGCGCCAAACUCAACAUCGAAGAGGGUCCAAAGAUGUUUGUCGGAGAGUUUGAUCGCUUUGAUAUCAACCAAGGAGCGAUUGGCAACUGUUGGCUGUUGGCUGCCUUGGCCAACUUGGCCGAGAACAAAGACUGCUUCAACAUGGUUGUCCCUCCGAAUCAAAGCUUUCAAAAAGGCGACUAUCGAGGAAUUUUUCGCUUCCGUUUCUGGGUCUUUGGUCAGUGGAAAGAAGUUGUUAUUGACGAUAGACUCCCAACCCUAAACGGCAAACUCAUCUAUUUGACCUCGAGUGUUAAAAAUGAGUUUUGGAGUGCUCUGUUGGAGAAAGCUUAUGCCAAAUUGUACGGUUCCUACAAGGCUUUGACCGGUGGAUUAACAGUUGAUGCAGCUGUGGAUUUCACUGGUGGCAUUCCAGAACGGCUGGAAGUGAAAGAUUUCGAGAAAGAUCCUCAAAUCUUGUUCUCAAUUAUGUCUAAAGCAGACGCGGGAGGGGCAUUCAUGGGAUGUGCCCUGAAAAAUGAGUACAACGACUUUUUGGGUUUACUGGCCGGUCACGCUUACACCUUGAACAAAGUGAUGGAAAUCAAAUGUCCAGGAAUUUUAGGCGGUAUCCCGUUGGUUCGGCUCCGGAAUCCCCAUGGAAACCACAACGAAUGGAAAGGCGAUUGGAGUGACGGCGAUAAGCAUUGGGAGCUCAUACCCAAGAGGAUAAAGAGGAAAUUGAAGCUGAUUUGCCAUCAUGAUGGAGAGUUCUACAUGAGCUUUCGCGAUUUUAUGAAAUAUUUCCUAAGCUUGGAAAUAUGCCACUUGUCACCAAAAGCGAUGGAAGGUGUUCAUAGUGAGGGCAUAACCGAGUUUGAACACUUUCAAUACAGUGGAGAAUGGAAGAAAGAUGUGAGCGCACCAGGGGUUAGAGAUUUGGGCAAACGAUUUGAAAACCCACAAUUCUUUGUCCAAAUUCCACAUUUCGACGAUUCGAGCUUGGCUCCCGUUAUCAUCUCUUUGUAUCAAAAGCAAAAGGAUCGAAAAACGUCCCAAAGCAUCGGGUUUGCAUUGUACAAAUGUCCACCGGAUUUGAAGCAACUUGACUCAAAAUUCUUCAAGCGAAACAGUGUGAUGGCUCGAUCUAAUAGUUAUUCCAAUUUGAGAGAGUGCACUAAAAGGUUAACUUUAGCGUCGGGAAAGUACUGCAUAAUGCCUUUAACCCUGGAACCUGGCAUCGAAAGCAAGUUUCUCCUUCGGAUAUAUGUUCCGCAAGGUCGAGGAAACUCACAUCACGGAGAAUUCACGCGCUUAGUGUCACUUAAUAGUCAAGCAUCAGUUGAGGAGACUAGCGAGUUAUACGCAGACAGCACGGACUCUUCCAAAAUUAGGUAUUAUAGUAAAAAAUCUGAGAAGAACCAUGUGCCGUUCUCUAAAAUGGUGAGCAAAGCAAAUGUUAAGAACCAAUCCAAAGUGGAACGCCCAAAAAGUACCUAUGCAUGGGAAACUGAAGGCGAUGCAGAACUGAGGCUUUUGAAGAAUAUUGUACGAGCCAUGCAAGCAAAAGAGUAA
Messenger RNA from Tigriopus californicus, 1800 nucleotides. Its product is annotated as calpain-B-like. The transcript has 7 exons. The record is from RefSeq and is a predicted model, not a curated record. Bases 55 to 1800 code for a protein of 581 amino acids. Gene Ontology annotation, molecular function: calcium-dependent cysteine-type endopeptidase activity. Lineage: Eukaryota; Metazoa; Arthropoda; Copepoda; Harpacticoida; Harpacticidae. Gene Ontology annotation, cellular component: cytoplasm. Gene Ontology annotation, biological process: proteolysis.